This is a messenger RNA of Microtus ochrogaster (prairie vole), 5525 nucleotides long. It is a transcript of the gene Synpo, whose product is annotated as synaptopodin. Lineage: Eukaryota; Metazoa; Chordata; Mammalia; Rodentia; Cricetidae. Gene Ontology annotation, biological process: spine apparatus assembly; modification of dendritic spine; positive regulation of actin filament bundle assembly. The record is from RefSeq and is a predicted model, not a curated record. Gene Ontology annotation, cellular component: Z disc; stress fiber; actin cytoskeleton. Gene Ontology annotation, molecular function: actin binding.
AUAGAUCGCUCUGAAGGGCCCUACAUAGCAGAGCUCAGGAGGGAAGGAAGUGUUGGAGGACCCCAUCUUCCCCCAGCCCAGACAGGACUUGCCUCAUCCCUCACCUGGACCUCACUCCAGCCCUGUGCAGCAGCAGCAGCAGAAAGUGACUCUGCAGAGAACCCAAGGCGGCCUCGAGAGGAGUGAGGAGCAGUACUCACACGGCCACCUACCCUGCUCCAGGGAGCUGCUGCUUUGUACUACCAAGGAGAGGGCCAUAAUGCUGGGCCCUCACUUCCCACCCCCAACCCUUGGACCCAGCGAGGGGAGGCCUGCCCCUUGCACCUUCCAGAUCCCGGAUGGGAGCUACAGGUGCCUGGCUCUGGAAGCUGAGGAGAGCAGCAGUGAAGAUGGCCAGCAGGGAGAGGUGAGGCUUGUGGACCUGGAAGAAGAUGUGGCCAGCAGACACAGAGCCAGCCAUGGCAAGCCACGGCUAUCCAGAGCCUCAGACGUAAUCCAGCCAUCCAGCUGUUCCAGGGAGGCACGAGGUGGUUUCCAGCACGGUGACAGGACCAGCCACGACUGGGAUGUGGUACAGGCCCGGAAAGUGAUGACAGUCGGUGACAGCACCAGCCCUGGGUCCAGGGUGGUCCAGAAACCAGCCUUAGGCCGGAGCACUAGCUUCACUGAAAAGGAUCUGAAGGAGGCCAAGGCGUGGAGCCAGCAGAUUGCAGCCCAGCUGACCACCCCUCCCAGCUCCAACUCCCGAGGGGUCCAGCUCUUCAACAGGCGCCGGCAGAGGGUGAACGAGUUCACCUUGGAGAGCCGUGGCAAGAAGCCACCAAAGCAUAGUCAAGAGGCCCUCCCAGCAGGGCAUCCUUCGAACCCCACAGGCCAUGCCCCAGGGCUCAGUCUGAGACCUCCAUCUCCACCCAAGCCAGGCUCUCCAAAGCAUCCCAGCCCCCGAAGCCCCAGCAGAGGUGUCCCUGGCCACAUCAUGGAAGGCUACUCAGAGGAAGCCAGCCUCCUGCGGCAUCUGGAGAAGGUUGCCAGCGAGGAAGAAGAAGUACCACUGGUGGUUUAUUUAAAGGAGAAUGCAGCCCUGCUAACCGCUAAUGGGCUCCACCUGUCCCAGAGCCGGGAGGCCGAACAGUCCUCACCAAACCCUCCAACAACAGAGGCACACAGUCCAGCUGCAGACAUCAACCAGAACCUCUCCUCGCCCAAUGCUACACUCACCACACCAGCGUCCAACAGCCACCACAACCAGCCCACCACCGAUGUGAAUCAGAAUCCCCCAGCCGCUGUCACCCCUGUCCAACAGAAUUCAUCUGAGGCCCAGUAUCCCACAAAUGGCACACCCGAUUCCAAGCCCAGCACUCCAUGUGCUGAUGGGCAGCCCCAGGGGCCAGCAGGGGAGGUGAGAUCCAGCAUUCUGCUGAUUGAUAAGGUGUCAGCUCCAUCCCCUGCCACCAGCACCUUCUCUAGAGAGGUCACUCCCCUCUCCAGCUCUGGGCCACCAGCAGCAGAUCUCAUGUCCAGCUCCCUGCUCGUUGACGUGCAGCCUAGCAACCCAGUGGCGUCAGCAGAGCAAGAGAUGUCCAGCCGUGCAGCUGUCACCACGCCCACCAAGGUGUACAGUGAAGUGCAUCUCACGCUAGCCAAGCCCGCAUCGGUGGUCAACAGGACAGCCCGGCCUUUUGGGAUCCAGUCACCAGGGAGUACCAGCCAGGUGGAACACAGCCCCAUGAUGGGAAGGCGACAUUUUGGAGAGAAGGCCUGGGCUCCCCCGACUACCUCCAUGGUGGACAGAAGUCCCCAGCCUCAAAGGCACAUGAUGUCCCGCAGCCCAAUGGUAGAAAGGAGGCUGGUUGGGCAGCGAAGCCCAGUCCUGGAGAGACGCCCUUUAGGAAGCUUCACCCCACCCCCCACCUAUGCCGAGACUUUGUCAACAGCCCCAGUGGCUUCCCGGGUUAGGUCUCCUCCUUCUUAUUCUACUCUGUACCCCAGCUCUGACCCCAAGCCACCUCAUCUGAAGAGCCAGGUAGCCCCUGCCAACAAGACAGGCAUUUUGGAAGAGUCUAUGGCCCGCCGAGGCAGCCGGAAAUCAAUGUUCACUUUCGUGGAGAAGCCCAAGGUGACCCCGAAUCCAGACUUGCUGGACCUAGUGCAGACAGCUGAUGAGAAGCGGAGGCAGAGAGACCAUGGGGAGGUGGGCAUGGAAGAUGAGCCCUUUGCCCUGGGAGCUGAGGCCUCCAAUUUCCAGCAGGAACCAAUAGCUCGGGACAGGGCCAGCCCUGCAGCCGCUGAGGAGACUGUCCCUGAGUGGGCCUCCUGCCUCAAGUCACCCCGUAUUAAGGCUAAGCCGAAGCCCACACCCAACCAGAACCUCUCAGAGGCCUCAGGGAAGGGAGCUGAGCUCUAUGCCCGCCGCCAGUCGCGGAUGGAGAAAUACGUCAUAGAGUCUGCAGGCCACACUGAAUUGGCCCGCUGCCCCUCACCUACUAUGUCCCUGCCGUCAUCCUGGAAGUAUUCUACUAAUGCCCCUGGGGGCUUCCGAGUGGCAUCCCUAAGCCCAGCGCGGACUCCGCCUGCCUCUCUCUACCACGGCUAUCUGCCGGAGAAUGGGGUCCUGCGCCCAGAACCUACCAAGCAGCAGCCAUACCAGAUGAGGCCUUCACUCUACGCUCUGUCUCCCGUCAAGGAACCUCCCAAGACCUCAUCCCGCUCCACCUCACCACGCACUCCGUCCCGCACUGUCUCACCUCGUGCCGCCUCUCCAGCCAAGCCUAGCUCCCUGGACCUGGUGCCCAACCUGCCUAGGGCAGGCCUGCCACCAUCUCCUGCUCUGCCUCGGGCUUCCCGCUCCUCCCCAGGCCUCUACACUGUCCCUGUCCAGGACAGCCUCCAGCCCACUGCUGUGAGCCCCACCUACAGCAGUGACAUCUCGCCCGUGUCUCCCUCCAGGGCCUGGUCUCCCCGAGCCAAGCAGGCCCCCAGGCCUUCCUUCUCCACCCGGAAUGCCGGAAUCGAGGCCCAGGACCGCCCCGAGAGCCUGCCCACGUCCCCGCCCUGGACGCCGGGCGCUUCCCGGCCCCCCAGCAGCCUGGACGGCUGGGUGAGCCCGGGGCCGUGGGAGCCGGGUCACCGGAGCAGCAUGAGCAGCCCCCCGCCGCUGCCGCCGCCGCCACCAAUGUCCCCCUCGUGGAGCGAGCGCUCGGUCUCCCCGCUGCGACCGGAGGCCGAAGCGCGGCCCCCGAGCCGCCAGCUGCAGGCGCUUCUGGCGCGCAACAUCAUCAACGCGGCCCGGCGCAAGAGCGCCUCCCCGCGGCCAGCGGCUGCCGAGCCCCUGCGGCCCUUUUCCCCGCCGCGGGGGGCGCCGCCGCGCAUGCGCUCUCCUCAACCGGGUCGCCCCGCAGGCGCCUUCCGCGGAGCCGCCUUCGCCCCCAUCCCGCGGAGCCCGCUGCCGAUCGGGCCUCCGUCCUGUGCUAGUCCCCAGAGUCCUCAGGCCACGCCGUCCAGGCCUUUUCCCUACCGCCGCUCGCCCACAGACUCCGACGUGUCCCUCGACUCUGAGGACUCCGGGCUAAAGUCGCCUGGCAUCCUCGGCUACAAUAUCUGUCCUCGAGGCUGGAAUGGCAGCCUGAGGUUCAAGCGUGGUAGUCUCCCCACCGAGGCCUCCUGCACCACCUAAAGUUUCCCACCCUGGAAGGGCUGAGCCCAAAGAGGCACCAAGCUUGGGGAACCCCAGCACCGGGACCCCAAAGGGUCUGACCUCAUUGGACAGCUCCAGAGAAGGGUCAGAGAAGGAGAGCUCUGGGCCUGGGGGCCAGGUAGCUAGUCACUCAAACUUGGGUUCUAACCCUUGGUUCUGCCAUUCCUUUGUGUGACCCUGAGUGAGAGCCUCCUGUCUCUGACCCUCAGCUCUGGCCGCUGCAGUCUCCAGACAUCUUCCCCUUCUAUUCACACACUCAUGCCUUGGAGAAGGCAGCCACGCCCCCCACCCUUGGGCCUGCAGCGUGCUCCUUCUUCACUCCGUUCUCCAGCAGCCUGGAGAAAAGUGUUGAAAAGAACCUAGGCCGUGACCCAUUACCAGGCCCUGGCUUGACCACCGGCUCCUGGCACCAAGUUCUAGGCAAGAGCAACUGUUUUCCAUCCCUUCUCAGACUAGCCCUAUUUUUAUCUGGUGACCUUUAGCGAGAUCUCCCAGGCAAGCUCAAGGUGCCCUGCUGGGCCCCUCUGGGGAGAAGGAGCUGGAAGAGUCUCCCCAGGCUCUGCCCUGCUGCCUUUGUUGCCCCAGUGCAGGGUGUCCGGGGUCUCCCUAUGGCCAGGGCAGAACAGUGUGUGAAGUGCUGGGUUCUCUGGGGCUAUGGGUCUCAGGAGCCCCAGACCUCUGCCCUUCUGGGCCUGGUCAUGGGAAAUCUGGUGUUUUUCAAAGCUGAGGAGAGAAGAGAGCCUUACAUGGCUGCCCCCCACCUGGCCUUACCUAAUUGGAAAGAGGUCCUCCUUGCAGAAUAUGUAAGCCAUGGCCAAGGUGCAUAGAGGGGACUCCGGUAUUGGGGAGGGUUCUCAUCCUGAAAUGCAUCCCAUAGUAUUAGAAAGGGAGGUUGAGGGUGGAGGACCACGGAGUUUGAAUUCAGAGACAAUAAACCUGGGUGGGAAGUCAAGGGGCCAUACCAGUAUGGGCCUGUGUUUCUGGUCACCAAGUAAACGCCUCCUCCCUUCACUUUCAGGCCUCGGCCCAGAAGAGUGGGCACUGCUAUAUUCAUUUUCUUCACAUCUCACUCUGGCCUAACUUGUGCCUAUACCCAAGUGGCCUUGAGGAGCUGGUCCCCUAAACUUCAGUGGCUCUGAUUCCAGUCCCCAAGAAUGACACUGGGAAGGAUGUGGCUGAGCUUUGUGGUUUUCAUCGUUGGCUGAUGAUACCUGUUGAGGUUCAAAAUAUCAGCUUCAGAAUUCAGAACCUGGGGGUUCAGGUGCUGUAGUUCAAUGAGGUGCAAAUAUACGUAGGUGAAACAAAACAGGAGGAUGUUGUUAAAGGCAAGGGAUGAUGUGAUUUGGAGUAAUUAGUAGAUUUACCCGCACAUCAGGAUGAUCUAGAACUCCCUAGAGGAAGCUAGGGAUCAGGGUGAAAUAAAGUCAAAGUUGGGAUGGAGUACAUUGGGAUAUAGGAGAGGUUCGUAAUGGCCAUGGUUGGGAACCUGUCUCCACUGGGAAGAUGAGAGUGUACUCAGCUCAGUCAAUAAAUGAAUACAUUUACCAAAGCUCCUAUGUGCUGCAGCAUCCUUUUUAGCUAAAAAGUCCCAGGCUAGGGAUGCCUCCCAGAGAAGACACUAUUAGACAUCCAGCUGAUGCAUAGAUCAGCUUCUACCUGCAUUUCCUCAGACAACCAGCAGGAGGCAGCUUUGAGAAACUACAGUUCUGUUUCUGCUGUUCUGCCAUGGUGACUGCCUUCUCCCUUAUGGUCUCUAACACACUAGAGCUUGCCUGUAUCCUGCCUCAUGCCUCUUGUAGAAUUCAGAGCAAUAAAUGCUUUCUGCAUUCUU